Phymastichus coffea is the source of this 6786-nucleotide messenger RNA. Its product is annotated as ubiquitin carboxyl-terminal hydrolase 36. Lineage: Eukaryota; Metazoa; Arthropoda; Insecta; Hymenoptera; Eulophidae. Bases 602 to 3292 code for a protein of 896 amino acids. The transcript is spliced from 9 exons. Gene Ontology annotation, molecular function: cysteine-type endopeptidase activity; cysteine-type deubiquitinase activity. The record is from RefSeq and is a predicted model, not a curated record. Gene Ontology annotation, biological process: protein deubiquitination; regulation of apoptotic process. Gene Ontology annotation, cellular component: nucleus; cytosol.
GCGACUUUGCUGGCUCGCGGUCUUAUAGUUGUGUGUCUGCCUGUCUGGUUUUUCUCUGUUGUAUUGUAACAAGGUCAGGGGGCGUCAGGAAAACGGAGGGAAAAGCGCAAACACGGCCGGUGGCAUCAUGUCGAUGCGGCUAUGAGACUGGUCAGUGACAAAAGUGCGCGCGUGAGCCCUUGGCCCUUCGUCUUGAUCAUCGGACGCCGUAGCCGGCUACCUGCAAGCCCGCGUCGUGUCAACUGAAAAGUGCCAUCGUCGCCGCUGUCAAGCGUAAAUCGACGACGUGCUGCAAGAAGCAACAUCCUCAGGAGGCGUUCUGUCUACGUUGUUGCUCAUAUUUAUCGUUGCCCACGGCUAAAGUUAUGGACGUGGUCGUUGGCUGUGCGAGCUAAGGCGGUGAGAAUCAUCAUCGCCGUCAAUUUUACUGCGAGUGUGUAUGUGCUUAGAUUGACUUCAUGUUUCUCGUGAGGGUUCACACCGAAAAAGCCGGAUGUGAGAGAACUUAGGCCAGCCGUGCCUACGAGUAAUUUUUAUUUAAAAAGCUACUUAAUUAUUUGGAGCAGUGGCUGAUCCGGACAAAAACGCAGAAGUAAGCAAGAUGCCAGCAGUGAGUGUUUGCGACCCACUGGCAGUGGCAUUACGUCACAACUUGGAUGCUGCUGGCCAGUCCAAAAGUUCGGAUGAUUUGAAUAUAAGCUUAGCAGGAAGUGCAUCACGUAUACUCAGAACUGAAAUAGAUUACGAGGAGACUGAUAACUAUAGAUCAACAGUCCAGGAGCGUUUAAAGAGUAAAUACAUGGUUUUGAGCUUGCCCAAGCAGGAUAACACUGAAAAUGGAAAAGUCAAAGAAGGAGCUGCUGCCUGUUCAAAGACUUUAGAUAAGGAUAAAGAGCCCAGGUUGCCAGAACCUAACGUGGUCUUGUAUCCUCCGGACAAAGUUAACCUUGGCUGGAAUAAAAACUUUCCUAUAGGUACUGGCAUGUACAAUGUUGGAAAUACAUGCUAUUUGAACAGUACCCUACAAGCACUUUUUCAUGUUCCUGCAUUAGUUAAUUGGCUGCUGUCUGACUCACACCACAAAUCAAAGUGUGAGCAAAACGUCAGACAUUGUUUUUUUCUAGAUGGAGGUUGCGAGUGCCUUACAUGUGCAGUAGCUAAAACUUUGCAGUAUAGUCAUGAAAAAACAGUUGUUGCUAUCAAGCCGUUUUUGGUUUACAAUAAACUUAAACUUAUUUGCCGAACAAUGGUGCCAGGGCAACAGGAAGAUGCUCAUGAGUUUUUACGUUAUCUGUUGGAAGGAAUGGAAAAAGCAUAUUUAGCGAGAUAUAAAGCAACUAAAUUAGAUAGUUAUUCAAAAGAAACUACUCCUAUUAAUCAAAUUUUUGGGGGUUACAUCAGAACUGAAGUGAAGUGUCUUCAGUGUCGUCACGUUUCUACAACUUUUCAACAUUUUCAGGAUCUUCUGUUAGAUAUUCGAAAAGCAGGAACCUUGGAUGAAGCUUUAGCUGGUUACUUUAGUCAGGAACAGUUGGAUAACAAUGACUACAAAUGCGAGGCAUGUAAGCGACGAGUACCAGCUACAAAGCAAUUUAUACUUGAAAGACCACCUAAAGUUCUUUGCGUUCAGCUGAAGCGAUUUAGCGUAUUAGGGGGCAAGAUUUCACGACACAUAGGUUUUAAGCAAACAAUUGACAUGAGUCCUUACAUUAGACGUAAGCCGGGUGAACCACCUAGCAAGUUGACUUAUAAACUUGCUUCCAUGGUUACUCACAUGGGUCCGUCUGUCAAUUGUGGACACUAUACUGCCAUAGCACAAGUAUCGUCGGGCCAAUUUUAUUCUUUCGAUGAUUCUUGUGUUCUUCCAAUCGUUUUUAGUAAUGUAGUCAGCACUAAUGCUUACAUUAUGAUCUUCGAAAUGGAGCCAUCGUCUUCGUUAAACUGCCAAUCUCACAACAACCAAGUCAUGAGUACGAAGAACGAUUCAUCUAUAUCCAAGAAUCCCCAAUCUUUUUCUAAUUCGAAUGGAUUUUCGAGCAAAUUGCUAGACGGCAACAGUGGUAGCAAAUUAACUCCACCUAGUAAGAGCGACGAGAACGGUUCAUCUUCGAAGCCCAAGGAUCAGGAAAACAAUUCAGUGGCACCAUCGCCACCGCCACCUCCACCGCCUCCUCCUUUAACCUCCUCAACUAAUAAAAGACGUAAUUUUAUUGGACCUCAGUUACCACCUCACAUGGAGAAAAAUAGACUGUACGAAUUGUCGAAGAAUAGUAAGCUUGUAGAUUAUGAUGGCGAUUCGAGCGACGAUGACGGGAAAAAUGGGUCGUCAUCAUCGAAGUCUCUGCGAGAUGAACGCCAAAUCGUCAAAUCUACAAAUAAUUCUCUCUCACCCGGUUCCUCAUCAAACAAGACCAUAAAAGCCAACGGCAAUGGUUACUCACACUCUCCAGAGAUUUCAAGGCCCCCGUCAACUCAGAAUGGCAACGGUCAUCACUCGUUGUCUAAUGGAGUCGACGCGAGCAACGGAGUUGGCAGUAGCAGUAGUGGCUGCAGUAGUAGAGGAUCAUCGCCACGAGAAUCAUCACCUAAGAAUGGUCACAGCGUUAAUGGUAAAGCUGAACACAACAACGGUGGUUCGCCUUCGACGGAUGACAAGUGGUACAACCCCAAGGGGCGCUCAGAUCCACCCGAGCAAAAGGUUUACACUAAGGCUAGCGUCAAUCGUGGAUGGCAAGUUUGCAAAGACAGUUCCUCGCCUUCGUCAGCCGCCCCCGUUAAUGGAUGGUCAGUUUCCGAUAAUGUACCGGAUGAGAUUAAUAGCAAUGGCAAUAGAUUUAAUAACCAAGCAGCGUCUCCAAAUGCUGCCGAAAUGAGAAGUUUUAAUGGAACGAACCGUUCUGAUACGGUUGCUCAACUACAAAAACUUUCUCAUUGGGGUUACGGGAAUUCAUCUAAUGUUCACAGUUGGAAUGGCGGCAAGGCACGUUUAGAGCGAGAAGUAGAUAAUCAACGACACCAAGAUCGCAAACGUUUAUAUGAAGAUGAGGAAGAUGAACUUGACCGGGGUCGUUUAAAGAAAGUAAAACAUCAUGACUACAAAAAUCACGACGCACGGUACAACCGUUUUCAAGAACAUCAAAACAAUGGUCUCAAAUGGAAGUAUAAUAAUAAUAAUCAUUAUAGACUUAAUCACAAUAACCAUUCUUAUCGACGUCACGGAAAUGGCGGCAAUUACAAUAGGCAACAUCAUCGAUAUCAUAACAAUAAAUCGAGAAAUGGCUGGCAUAGAUAGGAGUAAGGCUAACGGCGUGAGUUUGCUAAUGAUGUUACUCACCUUAGAUUAGUUGCACAGCGCUCGAUUAAGACGAAUCGCGAUAGGUUAAGUCUACGAUUAUAAAGAGAAAACGCUAAUUAAUAUGAAUUAAGAAAAAAUAUAUUAUCAAAAAUAAUGUGGUUUCACUAAUAGAGUAAAAGAAAGUUGAAAGUUUCCGGUAAUUAUGAUUUUCUAAGAGCCCUUUGAGUUAUUGCUGUUUCUACAUUUUUUGUAAUUCUGUAUGCAUUUUUUUAUUUGUUCUUUGAGUUAUAAGCGAAUUGAGUGACUCUGUAAGUGUGAAAGAUGGCAAUAAUCAGAAUUGCUUUUAAAAGUUUGCAUUACCUAACAAAAAAUUUAACAAUUGAAUUUGAUUUCAAUGAUAUAUACUUUACAAAACCACUUGAUACUAUGUUAGGAGGUACCCGUUUGUAGGACAGAAUUUAUUCCAUUGACGUUAUUUUGUUUGUUUUUAAUUUCUUAAUCGUUCUGCAAAGAAAACAAAAAGAAACGUCGUAUAUUCCUUGCAUUUGAUUACUGUUUUCAUUCGUGCUCUUGUAUGUAAAUUCGUAUGAGUUCGAACUCGUACGGGCGUUCUUUAAAUGGAAAUCGAUAAAGAAAAAGGGCGCCAAUAGACUGCACUGGUAUAUCCGGAUAUACAUGGUUUUUUAUAUGCCUGUUUUCAAGUAGUGCGUCUUAUAAAGUGCGAAUUACCGGAGGCAUUUUAAAUAUGAAAAAUUACGAUUUUUCUGGAACAAUGUUAUGACCUCGUACAUUUACAUGGUCUAUUCAAAGCACACUUUGAAACUCAGCCCCUAAAAAUAAUAAUUAUGCAAUGUAGAAAUUAUGUAAAUUUAAAAUUAUUUUUAGUCUUACAUACUAUAAGACACAUUUUUUGAAUUUUUGAACUUAUAAAAUCAUCACGUCCGUAUAUUAUAUGAUCUAUCAACGUAGUUGCCAAAUAUUUUAUUUUAAAAAAUCAGUGAUCAUUUAAAAAUAUAACUAUAAAUUCACGAUAGUUUCUUAAUUCAAUUGAAAAAAUAUAUUAUAACGGUAUUUUGAAAUCUCGAUGAAUUUGAACAACGUACAUUUAACAUACAGUUAACAUGUAAAGCAUAUGAGUAUGUGCUGUUUGCAUCAUUUUUUUUUCUGUUUCAUUUGCAACUAUGUCUAUUGAAUAAACCAUAUAAUCAAUGAAAUGUUCAAAAUAAUUAACUUGAAGCGUGGUCUAGGUUUAUAAGGGACUUUCUACAUAAGUAGACAACGGACAUCGGAUAUCGGCCAUCAGACGUGUACGAUAGUAAAAAAAGAUAAUCAAAUGAUAUGUAACUGUACUAAUAACGAUAAAAUAGUAUAUUCCUAUUUUUUAUCAUCGCUCAUAUCCGGUGCAAUCACGGAUUACACUCAGAUGUGAAACAAACAAUUAGUUUUUUAUCUUGAUAACCUCGGCACCCGUCUCCUUAUGUAGAAAGCCCCUAAAUAAUUUUAUUAAAAUUAUAUGAUUAUUCAUAAAUUUGUAUUAUGUAGUUUCAGAUAAUUCAAUUGUAUUCCGUUUGUCUUAUUCCCUUUAGAGCAUACCUAAAAAAAUAGAGAAUCAAUUUUCCGUCCUUUGGCCAAAAGAAAAUUAGGGGAUGUAUAAGAAAUGUUUUGGUUUAUAGUUCAAUUUAAAUGUUCGUUGUAGGUUUCAAUCAAUUAACAUUCAAUUUCGUAAUGCAAAUAUUGUUUUUACGUCCAAUAUAAUAAUCAAUAGUCAAGCCAUUAUACAUUAUGAUGAAAUAUUAAAAAUGUUGAACGAUCACCCCUAUUUUUCCUAGUAUGUGAAUUAUUUACACAAUCUAAUGUUUAACGUGCAUCUUGUAACAUUAGAAUAUAAUAUUAUAGAAAAAUCAAGGACCGAGGCUGGUAUUUCAAAAUUUUAUCAAGUUAUAUUCUAUAAAUAUUGUAAAUAAAUAUGUAUGACUAUAAAUUAUCUGCUACCUAAAAUUAAAUGAUGAUGUUUUAUUAAGUGACUGAAAAUAAAAACCAUUUCUAAACGUGCACUUUUUACGGCUUUAAUGUCAUUUGUGUUUAUUGAAUGAUUAGUAGCUUUUAAACUGUAAUUUUUUGUAUUGGAUUAAAGUAAAAUCAUAAUUUUUAAUAUUUGCAGUUACUUGUAUUUGCAGCAAUUCUUUAACAGAAUGAAAAUUAUUCUGGUAUUGUAGUAAUAAAGAACGUGAAAAUCGCUCAAAAUUGGAAAAUCACACCAACAGCGGUCCUUUGAAUGAUCUUAUCAAUAUUUUAUGAAGCAUUGAAUACUCGAGAUGAUGUAAUUGGGCAAAAAUUAUAUUAUCCGUAUCUGAUUCAAUAUAGAAUGUCGUCUGAAAUGCUGAAUCUACAGUUUUUAUCAUUAUUUACGCAUUUUUAUCCAGUUGCUUUGAAACAUAUAGUGUUUCACUUAAGAACCAUAGCCCAACUGUAAAAUAUACCUCUUUAUGUUAAAUCUUACUGUAAUAUUAGCCAAAAAGUUAGGUGAUUAGCUGUAACAGCUAGUUUUUAGGGAAAAAAUAAACAAUGAUUACUGAGUAUAUAACGAUGAAUGAAAUAUUUAAAAAAAGUGAGAAAAAGCUAAUGUUUAAUUCAAAUCUAGUGUGUAAGCAGUUAAAGAAGGUCGAAUUUGAAGCUAAACAAUAGCGAUAUAUAAAUGCCAUUCAUAUGCGCAUGCACGCGUGUACAUUACGGGUGCGUCAGUUCGAAGUGUGUUUUCAACGUGAAAAAGUUAGAGUGAAUUAUGAAAGUGGAUGUGGAAUUAACGUUUACCUGUGUAUAGACAAAAUAAUUAGUAACAACAUUGCAAACAAGAAAUCACUAGAGAAAGGGACUUUAAAACCUAUUUCAUUUUUAAUAUUUCUUCGGUUAAUAUUGUAGAUGAUUUCAUCUUAUUCAACACAUGAGCUUCCGUCAAAGAAAAUGUAUAGGACUAUAAUUUAAAAAGCUGUUUAACGAUUCGGUUAUGUUUUUCUCACGAACAUUCUCACAAUUGUUUCAAUUAGCAACGCGUAUUAUCAAUUCUCUAAACGGUCAAAUUUAUUUCAGUGUUCGGAAGUUUUAAAUGAUUUGAGCACAGUCCUUUUUUUCUUCUAUACUUGCGAUUGCUCAUUAUUAUACAUAGUCGAUUAAGCCUUUGUUUGACAAUUUGCUACUCAAAUGAAAGUAGUCCUUGUUUUUUUGUUUUCUUUUUUAUUUUUGAAUGUUAUCACCUUCCUUUGUUAAACAUUUUGUAUUUAUUCAAAUUUGAAAAAAAUUAUCGUAAAUUCCAACUUAUUAAGUAGAGAUUAUGUAGUAUGAAACAGAUGUAUUAUAAUUUCCAUGGAAAAUGCCUUUAUUGUUAAGUUAACAGCAACUUAUUUACAAGAAAACUAAUGACGAAUUGGAAACGUCGCUUUGGAAUUAUUUAUAACAUAAACUUAUUCAAUAUUUUUAUAUAAGUACAAAACACA